Staurois parvus is the source of this 338-nucleotide messenger RNA. The record is from the annotation of a GenBank genome assembly. Lineage: Eukaryota; Metazoa; Chordata; Amphibia; Anura; Ranidae.
CCCAUAUCUGGCACGCGCUUGCAGGGGAGAAAUUGUUUGAAUGCAAGGGGGCCAGAGAAAAAUUAAUAAGGGACUCCUCAACGCAGAUGUUUUGCUGGGAAUGUAGAGACAUCUGCAAAUUUUAGGUUAAGGUGAUUUGCGAGGGGCUGAAUUUUGUGGGUCGCCCGGUCAAAUUCAGGAUGACAGAGUGUAUUGUCGCUCAAAAGCAUAAAAACACAUUAUACUCUCAUAUCUAUGCCUGGCCAUGGCAGCAGAGAACACGGUAUAUGAUGAAUUGGGUCUGCGGACCAAUACAACCGCAAUUCAUUUCUUUUAGUAAUGCCCAUGUUGAGGGUUAG